AUGUGUCGCCAAUGCGCAAUAUCUAGCAAGGAGUCUUUUCUACUGAUUAGUCCAGUUGUCGUUAGGUCAGCGGAGACCCUCAUUUUGAUGGUUGUAUUUGUGGUUGUAUAUGCCAGAAAAUGGAUGCGAUACAUAUAUCAAGUGGUUUUAAUUUUGAAAACUGCAGAAGAAACUUCCUUCUUGAAAAAAAAUGGAUUGAAGACACCGAUAGCUCUCAAAACAGGCACAACAAUUUGUGGAAUAGUCUACAAAGAUGGUGUCAUUCUUGGAGCCGACACUAGAGCAACUGAGGAUGCAAUUGUUGCGGAUAAAAACUGUUCGAAAAUCCAUUACAUUGCUCCAAAUAUGUAUUGUUGUGGAGCUGGGACUGCUGCAAAUACAGAUUAUGUAACAAAUCUUAUUUCUUCCAACCAUGAAUUGCAUAGUCUAAACACUGGACGACAGGUUUGUAUCAAUGUUUCUGCUUAG
Molecule: messenger RNA, 468 nt
Organism: Xenia sp. Carnegie-2017
Lineage: Eukaryota; Metazoa; Cnidaria; Anthozoa; Malacalcyonacea; Xeniidae
Product: proteasome subunit beta type-7-like
Exons: 5
Coding region: 1-468 (155 amino acids)
Cellular component (GO): proteasome core complex
Source: RefSeq, a predicted model, not a curated record